AUGGCGAUGGCAAGCAAAUCGAUCAAGUCUUUUCAGAGGCCGGAUGUUGAACUGCGAGUGACCGUAUUGGAUAGAGUGUUGCCGUACAUGCAUCGAUACGUGAGUGUAGCGCCCGAAAACACUGUGGAUUACGUGACUUGCUUCGAUAAACUCAGUGCAGUGCAUUUCUGCGAUGCAAUAGACCACAAGGAAGUGCAUUUGCAUGCACGUAAUAUGAUACUGGGUGACCUUUUGUAUAGAGAUCAUGUUGACCCAGUCAAAAAAAAGAAACGCUUUCGUCGUCGUAAAUAUCCACAUCUAAUUGCGAAAAGAAAAACACCGAAGCCAGUCGCUGAUGAUCAACGUCGUACGCACAUUUUUAUCACUCAACAUUCGUUCAGUAAAAGCAUCCGACAACUUAACAUGCAACGAUACAUGAUCCCAAGCAUUGUUGAUCAAGUGACACGAGCGUACAAUUCAAGACGAAAGAAUAAAAAAUUGUUCAAAGAAAAGAAGAAACGACACGAACCACAUCGCCGUUCUCAGUACCAUGAAUACGGUGGUUAUCGCUCGUAUCAGUUGUGCAAGAAGGAUAUCCGCGUCAAGAAAUGUGCCCUUAGGAAGCGAUUGCUGUGUGAGAUUGAUGAAGAUGCCGUUGAGAUGGGCAAUGGAAUGUCACUGGGAUCAGACAUCACUGAAUUUGAUCACGAACUGGAUCGAUUCGACGAUACUGAGAACGUGGACAAAUCCGAAUCGUAUGAUGAAACGUUUGAAUGGAAACCUCGGCAACUAUCAUUGGGUGACUUUUUGGAGGUGUUGAAAUGCAAACAAGAACAUAAGGACUCACUGAGUAAAAAGAUGCAGCCGGUAGAGCAGUCUGCAGAAUACGACUGCUGGUUGCAUUCUUCACCAGCAAAAGAAGCACUGGCAACGGAUGUUGAAGAAUCUGAGCAAUCGCACGACAUGAACAAUAAUGAAAUCGAAAUUGUUGAACCAAAGCCUUUGACCAGUUUCAUCGUUGACCUCAGCAAAGAGCAACAAGCCACAUAUGCUGAGAAAGAUGUCGCAAUAAUUGCCGAACGACUGAUGCCCAGAUCAAACGAACUCUUCGGUAUUAUACCGCCAACGUUCUUCUCAUCACUCAACGAUAUAUCGGAGGAAUUGAAAUCACUCCUACCUCAGUUGGACGAUCAUCUUGCUGGUUUCAUUUUCAUGAACAAGAUCUCUAAUACGUAUGCGGAGAAUAUCACGCUAAGAUUCAUACUCAAUUCGGCAGAUGACACCUCAGAAGUGGAAGAAUCCUCAUCGUCUUAUUCACUCAAACUACAGACCUCCUUGUCACGCUUCAUUCCAUCUGAUUAUUUUGUGUCCUCAUCAACCAUUUAUAAACCGCAGUUUGCCGAUAAAAUCGCGUGUGAUCAACUGCUAUCCGAAAGUCGAUAUAAGUGUGCGGAUCUGCCAUCAACCUCAUUUGCCGUAUCGCCGCCAUCGUCGUCGUAUUGUGCUAUAUGUGAUUCUGAGACGGAUGAUGGUUUUUCGCUGAGAUGUUCACAUCGAUUCUGCAGGGAAUGCUGGACUAAACACGCUUCAUCGGCGAUCGCUUCU
Anisakis simplex (herring worm) is the source of this 1584-nucleotide messenger RNA. NCBI's taxonomy places the organism in Eukaryota, Metazoa, Nematoda, Chromadorea, Rhabditida, Anisakidae. The record is from the annotation of a GenBank genome assembly.